Centruroides sculpturatus (bark scorpion) is the source of this 1689-nucleotide messenger RNA. RefSeq lists its product as uncharacterized. Lineage: Eukaryota; Metazoa; Arthropoda; Arachnida; Scorpiones; Buthidae. The coding region runs from base 738 to 1280 and encodes 180 amino acids. The record is from RefSeq and is a predicted model, not a curated record. The transcript is spliced from 6 exons.
ACCGAAUACGAUACCGUUCCUAUAGCUUUUGUGGCGGUUAUUAUCGUUUUCUUUCGCUUCCUUUCCGAAGUGCCGUCCGUUGGCGCGGACCUUUCGAUUAUCUCGGUGUAUAUUCGAUCCCGGACGUCCAUUUUAUAACUUCGAUGACUAAAAUUUUAAACUUUUACGUAAUACGUCUUUAAAUAUUCAAAGGUUUAAAACACGUUGACGUCGGAAUAACCCGUAUAAAAAUAUUCUUUCGACAUUCCGCAGUUUUGCACGAAUUUUACGUAAAUAUCUGGGAAUCGGUCCAUAACGUGUCGGAACACGUCCGACGUAAACGACGGGAAUCGACGAUCCGAAUACGAAUUUUUGGGGUGGUCUUUCCCGAUUAUUAAUUUAUAAAUUAAGAGCGGUGAAGAAGUUUUACCGAGGAAUAAAAAACAAAUUAUCUUAAAAGACAAACAAAAGCUUUUAAUAGAACUUUUUCCCGGUCGAAUUUCGUCCAAUGAUAAACGUUACCGACCUACCGGCCAGCGAACGGAUAAUAAAAAAAUAAAUUAAUUUAUAAAAAUAAUAAUUAGCGGGUAAUUAAUAAAUAAAUUAACCGCAAAAAAUAUACAAUGUAUUUUACACCGGUAGGGAACAAUGGAGAAAUCGUUUCCCGCUAGAGACGUCACGGGGGACUUUCCCGGACCGGUUCCUUUUUCCCCGUCACGUUACCGCGAUACGUUUUCGUCGUCGACGGUGGGGUGAACAUGUGCGUUCGAAUAGAUUCUUGCUGCUGUUUUAGUAACGUUAAAGACGGAACUUUGGCCACGGGAGUGUACACGUCGAUUACGUCUUUGCUGUCGUCGGUGGCCUGCGCGGUUAUACUCGCAUAUUCCGACGUGGAAAGUUACGUCCGUCGUCCCUUUUUAACAGCGCAAGUUAAUCGAACGGCUACUUUUACCGUCGCAGGAAUCGAUGCCCACUCCCUCCGAGUAUGCCUGGCCAUUCUUCUGGCGUGGGGCGCGGUGUGUUUUUUAACCAGUCUAAUUUUACUCUACGGAGUUAAAAGGGACCACCGUUAUUGUCUGAUACCUUGGAUGAUUUGGAACGCGGUGGCCGUCGUCGGACAAAUCGCUUUAUUCGUUUCCAGCAUGGCAGCGGUAAAAGCCAACGUCGCGUCCGUGGCCAGGAUGGUGAUUGCGGGAUUUUCCGUCGUUUUCCACUUAUAUUGUUACAGUUGCGUUUAUUCUCAUUACGCCAUUCUGGCCGAAAGCCACGGAGGAAUCGCCUAUUAUAUGGCCAAGUUGUAAAUCUAUCGGCGUUACGUUCCGAGAAAUCCUCCCGUUCUCGUCCUGGUAUUAAAAUAUCUUUGGUCUCCGACCGGACACCGGCCGCCACGGGCAUUCCAAUCUUCUCGUUCGUUACGACGGUUUUUUAUUCGAACUACGCGACGAAGCGUUUUAAUUUAGAAAAUUGUGAAAUUUUCCUCCGCGCGUGUUUUAUGUGUUUUAAUAAAAAUAAAGUUUCGUAAUAAAGAAAUCGUCUCGUACUCCGUAUUUAUUUGAUCUUCGGACGAUUUUCUAAUUGUUAAAUUUAAGAAAACUUUCGUUUAACCGAGCUCUUCGGGAGGAAUUUCUUAAAGCGAAAAACGGGUAUAAGUAAUUUACGCGGCGAAUUACUAACACCGAAUCUACGUACGUCGUUAAAUAUCUCUUUCCG